AACCUUGCGUAUUAACGAGAGUUGAGUGUUUAUCACAUUGGUAAACCUAAUAGACAAUAAGGUUAUAUAGGUUUGCUUCCGUUCAAUACAUGAUAUGUGUUAUGUACAAGUGAACAUUUCGUCUUGGAAAUGCACUGUAUUGGAAUUGUGAAGCGAUAGAUGUCCAUGUUAUUGGAGGCAGGGCAGUGGACCUCCAGGACCAGACUUGAAGAACCAUCCAGUAGGAUGACUGCGUUUUGUGUAGUCUUGCUUUAUUUUAUUUAAAACCUAUUGUCUAAGAUCUCCUGUCUUAGGCCAUAGGUUGUGUAAAAAAUGCUAAGGUGGUUUUCAGCAGAUGAGUCCGGCUCUGCGCAUGGAGCUCCUGGCUCCCCGCAGGUGGACAUGGGCAGCGAAAUGAGAUUUGCUGAGGUCACUGAGCAGCUAACGCAGAUGGAGGAACUUGUGGCCCAUUUAAAAGAGUUGAUCAGGGAAAAGGAUGCAGCACUCAGCAGUAAAGAUGACCAAGCCAAGGAGCUGACGGAACAAAUGCAGCGCUUGCGGGGUGAGAAAGAAAACUUUCAGUCAAAGCUGGAGGCAGAACGUCACAUUACUCGGGCUCGGAUCAAGGAUCUGCUGGAGAAACAUGAAGCAGAGCUGCUCAGUGCUGCUGAUAAACAUGAGGCUGAGUUGUCAGAGAAGGAGCAGGCCUUACGCAGACAGCUUGAGACUCUUCAGCGCUCUAUAUCACAGCCCGCAGAUGCAUCAGCAAACCAAUCCACCUGCAUCACAGCUCAGAGAGUCACAGAGCUGCAAGCCCAAGUGAAGCUGAAAGAAGCAGAGACCAGUAAAGCAGAAGCAAAGUUCUUAAAAAUGAAAGCAUGGUCCAAAUCUAGGAUCAGGCAGCUCGAGGAGGAACUCAAAAAAGUUAAGUCUGGAGUAUGUCUCGACAUGUCCCCUGAUGUCACGACCCUACAUAGUCGCGUUACUGAAUUGCAAGAGGAGAGAGAGGAAAUGCUCAGCAAACUGGAGCUGUAUGAAGAUAUGAAGUCAAAAAAUGGUAUGAAGAAGUGGAGCCAGUUAGUUUAAAAUGUAAUUUAUUUGCAUUAGGGAUGGAAGUUUUAUUUCUUUUUUCUAUUCAAGCACUCGACAGAUGCAGUAAUUGCCCAAAUUGAUGUCUGGAGAUGAUAUUUCUUAAUAUUUGCUUUUAAUAACCCUACACAAUUAAAAUACAUUGGUAAGAAGUAGGGAUGCGCGAUAUUGGAUUUUUGCCGAUAUCCGAUA
Molecule: messenger RNA, 1260 nt
Organism: Sinocyclocheilus anshuiensis
Lineage: Eukaryota; Metazoa; Chordata; Actinopteri; Cypriniformes; Cyprinidae
Product: paramyosin-like
Exons: 6
Coding region: 313-1065 (250 amino acids)
Cellular component (GO): Golgi apparatus
Source: RefSeq, a predicted model, not a curated record